CGUAAUCCUUGUAUCUCAUUUUGGCUACUGUUAUAUCAUGUAGUUUCCAACUAUUGUCAAUUUAUAACUACACAUACUAACAUCCUGGACCUCACUGUCUGCACAAUUGGGUACUGAUAUCAUUUUGAACCUGUAUGGUUUUGGGGAAAAAAAAGUUUGGCUGCAGAAGCUGCUCAGAAUAGGGUGACAUUCGUGGUACGGGGCGUUCAUUCCUUAAUGCUCAUAGUAAGAAAAUUAAUGAUGUGAGCCUUUGUUAAUGUAGUUAUCAAGUUUAUAUUUCUUGCAGAAUUACAAAGCCCAGGGCUUUGGAGGAGCUUGCCUUUCUGCUUUGCCUUGCAGAUCUUUGGCACGCAGUGAAUGAGAGGUUGCAUGGUGAAGCCUUACUCUUCUGUAAGAGUUUCCAUUCAGACUGGGAGUGUUUGAGUGAUUUCAAUUAAAUAGUACCUUGUCUGGGUCAUUAGAAAAGGCUGUGAUUUGUUUGGUUAAAAUCUCACUCGUGCUGUGGGACGGCGCUGAUCCUGCCUGCACUGCGGUGGUGACAUUGUACAACAUGACUCACUGCUCUGGGCCCCGUAGCACCACUGCUGCUGCCCAAUUGGAAUGAACCAUUUCCCAAUGACAUGUGGUAAUAACGCCAGUGAUGACACAGCUCAACCAGUAGUGUUUUGGCAGAACACCUCAAUUAAGUGGUUGUCUGUUCCUCUUUUCAGCUGCCUGCCGCUCCCUCUGCUGUUCUGGGGCAUUCUCUCGUGGGUGUAGGUGAAGAGAGUAGCCAGACCUGUCUGGUGAUGCUCUGCUAUUAAAGGAAGCGGUUCUCUCCUUUCCACCAUCUUUGGUGGAAAGCUCUUCCAUCAGCUUGUCUGAAUCACAGUCAGCUUUGCAGAGUGCCUUUCCCUUCUGUGGGUUGAAUGUUCUCUGAGCCUGGGGAGCCGAAACAGUUCGCAGUGUGAUAGAUGAGCGCUGGGGCUGAUGCCAAGGGAAACUAUAUCGAGUAGUCAAGCUGGGCAAAAACUUGUCCUGCACUUUGGGAAGGGACCUGCGUUGCUGAAGAGUGCUUAGAGCUCCUCACCAGCAUUGGGUAUGACUGGACACAGCUGCAGUGUUCUGGUGGCUGUCAAUGCACACAUCCCUCCGGAUUAUCUUCUUAGGAUCUGUGAGAGACUCGGGCCACUUUUAGACAAGGAAAUCCCACAGAGCGUCUUAGGUGUGCAGACCUUGCUGGGAGUUGGGCGGCAAUCUCUGUUAAGGGCAGCAAAAGAUUUCAGGCACACACUAUGGAAGGGAUCAGCAUUUGCAGCUCUUCACAGAGGCCGGCCUCCCGAACUACCUGUAAAUUAUGGGAAACCACCAAACGUGGUAAAUAUUCUUUCUGCACGGCAAUUAACUGGAUGUGGACGUUUCAGCCACUUGUUCCCAACAUCCACCUACCAACAGAUGAAGAUGCACAAGAGGAUAUUAGGGCAUCUGUCUUCUGUUUACUGUAUAGCCUUUGAUCGCAGUGGGAGAAGAAUUUUUACAGGGUCAGAUGAUUGCUUGGUCAAAAUCUGGGCUACAGAUGAUGGGCGCCUGCUCUCAACGCUGCGAGGGCACUCAGCUGAGAUUUCUGACAUGGCUGUUAACUAUGAGAACACGCUGCUUGCAGCAGGCAGUUGUGAUAAGAUUGUCAGAGUGUGGUGUCUUCGAACCUGUGCCCCAGUUGCAGUCCUGCAGGGCCAUUCUGCUUCCAUUACUUCUAUACAGUUCUCUCCAGCAAGAAAAGGCACAACACGAUACCUCACUUCUACUGGUGCUGAUGGAACAAUCUGUUUCUGGCAGUGGCAUGCAAACACCAUGAAGUUUAAGGAUCGCCCUGUGAAAUUUGCGGAGAGGUCCAGGCCUGGCGUUCAGAUAUCUUGUUCAUCUUUCAGUUCUGGUGGCAUGUUCAUUGCAACAGGUAGUACUGACCACGUGAUAAGAAUAUAUUAUUUGGGCUCAGAGUCUCCAGAGAAAAUGGCAGAGUUGGAAUCUCACACGGACAAAGUUGUCGCAGUCCAGUUCUGUAACAAUGGAGACAGUUUAAGAUUUGUCAGCGGAAGCAGAGAUGGAACGGCAAGAGUAUGGCAAUAUCAUCAGCAAGAAUGGAAGAGUGUAGUCCUGGAUAUGGCAACUAAAAUGACAGGAAACAAUGUAGCAUCUGGAGAGGACAAGGUGACUAAACUGAAGGUUACAAUGGUGGCUUGGGACAGAUAUGAUGCAACUGUCAUCACUGCAGUCAACAAUUUCCUUCUCAAAGUGUGGAACUCAUCCACAGGGCAGCUUCUUCAUAGCUUAUCUGGUCAUGAUGAUGAAGUUUUUGUUCUGGAGGCCCAUCCAUUUGACCAAAGGAUUGUACUUUCCGCGGGUCACGAUGGAAAUAUUUUCAUUUGGGAUAUAGACAAAGGAACAAAAAUUCGUAAUUACUUUAACAUGAUUGAGGGCCAAGGCCAUGGAGCUGUUUUUGAUUGCAAGUUCUCACCAGAUGGACAGCAUUUUGCCUGCACAGACUCUCAUGGACACCUGCUGCUAUUUGGUUUUGGAUGCAGUAAAAAUUAUGAAAAGAUUCCAGAUCAGAUGUUCUUCCAUACAGAUUACCGACCACUGAUCCGUGAUGCAAAUAACUAUGUUUUGGACGAACAGACUCAGCAGGCUCCACAUCUUAUGCCUCCUCCAUUUCUGGUGGAUGUUGAUGGAAAUCCUCAUCCCACGAGAUUCCAGCGGCUGGUACCAGGGAGAGAAAAUUGCAAGGAUGAACAACUUAUUCCUCAGCUGGGUUAUGUAGCUAAUGGUGAUGGUGAAGUAGUUGAACAAGUCAUUGGACAGCAAACUAAUGACCAAGAUGAAAGUAUCCUUGAUGGGAUGAUCAGAGAGCUACAAAGGGAGCAGGAUCUGAGACUAAUCAAUGAAGGAGAAACUCUUCCAAACCCUCCACUCAAUAGAUCUCACUCUGUUAAUGGAGCUCUUCGAAGUCCAGCCUUGGAAAUUGCAUCUCCACCAAACGUUGGUCUCCGGAGAAGCGGUCAGAUUGAAGGGGUCCGGCAAAUGCAUCACAAUGCUCCCCGAAGUCAAAUGGCAACAGAGAGAGAUCUCAUGGCAUGGAGCAGAAGAGUAGUGGUGAAUGAGCUUCCUCCAGGCAUCAGCAGGGUCCAGGAAGAAUGUCGAGCUGCCAAAGGUGAAAUUGAAAUUGGUUUAUACACUGUUGAAAAGAAGAGAAAGCCAUCCCAUACCUUACAACGGAAUGAUUACCAACCUGGAAGUGGAAGAUCUUUGAGAAGGAACCAGCGCAAACGCCAGCACGCGUAUCAGACCCGCUCCACGAUAGAGCACAGUCAGCAAGGAGCAAGUCAAAACUCACGUGCACGGGAAGAGUCAGACAGCUCCUCAGAGGAAGAUGAGACAGUUGGCACAAGUGAUGCAUCUGUGGAUGAUCCUGUGGCAACAUGGCAAAGUGACAGCAGCUCCAGUGAUUCAUCAAGUGAAUAUUCUGACUGGACAGCUGAUGCUGGAAUUAAUCUCCAGCCUCCAAAGAGACAAACGAGGCAGGCGGCUCGGAAAAUCUGUAGUAGUUCUGAAGAUGAAAAUGUGAAGGGAACAAAAGGAGUGGAGCAAAAACGAAGGAAACUAAAACAACCUAGAAAAAAGAAACCAAGUGGACUGCUUUCAAUGGAAGGGGAGCCCAGUGAGGAGUGGCUGGCCCCGCAGUGGAUCUUGGACACCAUACCGCGCCGCUCACCUUUUGUCCCGCAAAUGGGAGAUGAGAUCAUAUACUUCAGGCAAGGCCAUGAAGCUUAUGUGCGGGCAGUAAGAAAAGCAAAAAUUUACAGUAUUAACAUGCAAAAACAACCAUGGAACAAAAUGGAACUCAGGGAACAAGAAUUUGUGAAGACUGUAGGAAUUAAAUAUGAAGUUGGGCCCCCUACACUUUGCUGCUUGAAGCUUGCAUUCCUAGAUCCAAUCACAGGCAAAAUGACAGGAGAAUCAUUUUCCAUUAAGUAUCAUGAUAUGCCAGAUGUUAUUGACUUCCUUGUGCUGCAUCAGUUUUAUAAUGAAGCCAAAGAGAGGAACUGGCAAAUAGGGGAUAGAUUUCGCAGUAUAAUAGAUGAUGCUUGGUGGUUUGGAACUGUGGAGAGUCAGCAGCCUUUUCAGGCAGAAUACCCUGAUAGUUCCUUCCAGUGCUACUCUGUUCACUGGGACAAUAAUGAAAGAGAGAAAAUGAGUCCAUGGGACAUGGAACCAAUUCCAGAAGGAACUGCUUAUCCAGAGGAGGUUGGUGCUGGAGUCCCUGUGACUCCAGAUGAGCUGACGGCUCUUCUCUACAAACCCCAGGAAGGAGAAUGGGGGGCCCAUUCCAGAGAUGAAGAAUGUGAGCGAGUAAUUCGGGGGAUUGAGCAACUUCUUUCUCUUGACAUUUCUAAUCCCUUUGCUGUUCCAGUGGACCUUAGUGCCUAUCCCAUGUAUUGCACUGUAGUUGCUUAUCCCACUGACCUCACCACAAUCAGGAGGAGACUUGAAAACAGGUUUUAUAGGAGAAUCUCUGCACUGAUGUGGGAGGUACGAUACAUUGAACACAAUGCCAGGACUUUCAAUGAGCCAGACAGUCCUAUAGUCAAAGCAGCCAAAAUUGUAACAGAUGUGUUACUUCGUUUCAUUGGGGAUCAGAGUUGUACGGAUAUAUUAGAUAUAUAUAAUAAGGUGAAAGCAGAAGAUCUGAGCAGUACUGAUGAAGAGGAAGAGGUGGCAGAAGUAGAUGUAGAUUCAGAUGCUCCAGGAACUUCCUCUGGAAAACGACGACAGGUAAGAAGACGAAUAAAAAGACAGCCUGUGAAUAGAAGUCCUGACGCUUGGAAAGAGCAAUGCAAGCAGUUGUUAAACCUGAUUUAUGAAAGAGAGGACUCUGAGCCUUUUAGACAGCCAGUUGACCUCUUCUCCUAUCCUGAUUACCGAGAUAUUGUUGACACUCCUAUGGACUUCAGCACUGUGAAAGAAACCUUGGAAGCAGGGAAUUACACUAGUCCCUUGGAAUUCUACAAAGAUAUUCGUUUAAUAUUCUGCAACUCUAAAGCUUACACUCCUAAUAAAAAGUCUCGAAUUUACAGCAUGACACUUCGACUAUCUGCCUUAUUUGAAAAUCAUAUGAAGAAUAUCAUCUCUGAGUACAAGUCAGCAAUGCAAUGCCAGAAGAGGAAAAGGCCCCGGUACCGAAAACGACUAAGAAGCAGCAGCAGUUCACCAUCAACUAGCAGAGCCUCUAGUCCAAAAGGGAAACAGAAGCAAAUGAAGAUUCAACCUAAAACCAACCUGAAUACCUCAUUGCCUUUGACUAGGACCAGCUCUUCAGUUUCAUCUCAUGUUUCAGAUACAACAGAGGAACCUCUGGGUUCAGCCACUGGUGAAGAAGUGGAAGUCCAGCCGUCUUCCUCAGGCUCAAAUGCACAGAAUCGAAGUGGAAAUACCAUUGAUCCAGGGAAAAUUAAACCAAUCAGAAGUAAAGUGACACCAGUGAAACAAGAUCACUCUCCUGAUGGACCACUUACAAAUGGUGAUGGCAGAGAACCUCGGACAGGAGUGAAGAGGAAGCUAAUAAGUGCAUCAGAAGAUGAGCAUCUAGAGGAGGGAGAGGCAGAGGAAGAAGAAAAAAGAGAAUUAAAGGAAAAAUCUGGUUUGUCUUCAUCAGAAAGUGGGGAAUCAGGAUCUAGUUCAAGUUCUGAAAGUAGAAGUGGCUCUGAUUCAGACUCUGAAUCAACAUCUAGAACAGAUCAGGAUUACAUUGAUGGAGACCAUGACUACAGCAAAGUUGUGCAAUCCAAAAAACCCAAAAGAAAAAUCAAAAGAAAAUUCACCAGUGGGAAAAGGACCUGGCAGAGCAGAGGGACAGGGAGGAGGGGUAGGUGGGGAAGGUGGGGGAGAUGGAGCAGAGGGGGAAGAGGCGGUAGAGGUGGAAGAGGCUGUGGCAGAGGAAGAAGAGGUGGUGGCAGGGGUGGAAGAAGAGGCCGAGGAGGCAGAGGAGCCUCACGAGGAGCCACCAGAGCCAAACGUGCCCGAAUUACAGAUGACGAAUUUGAAACUCUGUUUGGAGGACAAUUUGGUGAAAAUGUGUUUGGAGGCCGAUUCAGUAGAGCACCUCGAAUCAGAACGAGGAAUGAGGGUAGAAGAACUGUGCUCUAUAACGACGAUUCUGAUAAUGACAAUUUUGUGCACACCGAGGAUCCUUUGAACCUUGGUACUUCCAGGUCAGGCAGGGUGCGGAAAAUGACAGAAAAAGCCAGGGUCAGCCAUCUCAUGGGAUGGAAUUAUUGACAGAUGAAAAACUUUGGAACAAUUUUAAAAAGAACUUCAAUGGCCUUCUACUGCAGGGAUUUUACCAGAAAAUCUACCAAGCAAGUUGUGCGGGGACUCCACUCACGUUUCACAGUGGUGCUUUUCCAUUAUGUCGGUUUGCGUUUGUUUUGAAACUUUAGACGCCACACUUCAUUGGUCAAAGCAAGCCUUAUUCAUGAGGCCUUAAAUUACAGAAAUUCUUCCCCACGCACUACGAGUUCAUCGCAUUAAAGAGGCUUCCAGCUUCUCAAUAAGAACGUGACAUUUUGAAUCAUGGUUAUGACUUCUCUCCCUUGUUUUGUUUUUGUAUUAUAGAAAUAGCACCUUCUUACAGAGUUUUUAUGUGGUUUUUGCCAUAAACCCUUAUACACAGUAAUAAUUAUAACUUUUGCACAAUACACCAAUCCUAAAGGCAGCUAUAAAAUGUUUACAGUUUCUAUAUUGUAAGAAGGAUCUGGAUUAUUUUAAUCUUCCCAGGCCAAACAGUCGUGAAUUGCGCUGAACUGAAGUAUGUCUAUACUACAGUCAUGAGGGUCCUGAUGUGCUUUCUAUCGGUUCUUCAUUCGUGUAAAAAGUGACAAAGGGUUGGUGCCUUGUAAAUAUGUAGCAAACCUUUGAUGUGGUGUGUCCUAUGUGUGCAUUAACUUUAUUAAAAAGAGAAUACUUGAGAAGUAUGAAUAUCUAGACAAAAGGUGCCAAAUGCAAAA
Centrocercus urophasianus (Greater sage-grouse) is the source of this 7040-nucleotide messenger RNA. RefSeq names its product bromodomain and WD repeat domain containing 3 (gene BRWD3). The transcript is spliced from 37 exons. Gene Ontology annotation, biological process: regulation of transcription by RNA polymerase II; regulation of cell shape; cytoskeleton organization. The record is from RefSeq and is a predicted model, not a curated record. Bases 1081 to 6312 code for a protein of 1743 amino acids. Gene Ontology annotation, molecular function: protein binding. Gene Ontology annotation, cellular component: nucleus. Lineage: Eukaryota; Metazoa; Chordata; Aves; Galliformes; Phasianidae.